AUGUCUCAACAGUCAAACCCUCAACCUCCCUCAAAAAUGUUUGCUUCCUCUACUCAUGUUCAAGACACAAAGGAUGUACCCAUUAACCCUAAUGUGAUUCUCGAGGUCACCCCUUUACAAAUGGUGACUCCAGACGAUCUUGUGGCAAAGAAGCCAAGGACAUCGCAUGCACGGAGAACCAAAGAAACAACAAGGAGACCUAAAAGGCCUAAUUUUGAUCAGACUUCUCAAUCGUCGGUUCCUCCCUCUAGGGAAGAAUUAAGUAAACAAUGUUAUAGUGGUAAUGUUGUUGACUCUAUCCAAGCAAAUGAUGAUAUGGAUACGACUGUUCAUGAAGAAAAUGUUGUUGAUAAUGAUGUUAAUGAUGCUGUCAAUAUAAAUGAUGUUGUUAAUAUGUAUGUGAGUAUGGAUGAGAAUAAUAAGAAUGAUGAUGUGGUAGAGACUAUUGGUAAGGAAGAUGUUAUUGCUGAUGAUGAUCACACUGUGGUCCCUGUUGAUGUUUUGAAUGAUGAAGAUGUACCUAGUAAUGCUUCUGCUGAGAAGGAUGAGGGCCACACUGAAAGUGGUCAAACUAAAGAGAGAGAACCUGAGAAGAUCCAUGUUAAUAAAGUAAUCAACCUUGAUGAUCUCUCUGAUGAUGACUUGGUUGCUUCUAUCAAUUCAAGCAUAGCCAAAAGGCUUAUGAGGAGGAAAGGGAAGCAAGCUGUGGAUGAGGACUCUUUGAAGAAAAAGGUUAAGGUUAAGCCCACUUCUGUUGGUCCCAAGAAAUCACGGAGCAAAGUGGUGCCUAAGAAGAGAAGGCUAGAAUCAUUAUUGAGAAUGAGUCAGAUUCUGAUGUUGUUGUGGAUGUCAAUGACAUCCAUCCCAAGAAGAAGAUGGAAAUUUAUCUAUCAGAAAAGACUGGCCUUAGAGAGGGAGCUUACAACGAAUGCUCUUGAGUGUGAAGAGAUUGUUAAUAUCAUUCAUGAAGCUGGGCUGAUAAAAACUGUGACUCAAUUCUCCAAGUGUUAUGAAGUCUUUGUGAAGGAGUUCAUUAUGAACUUACAUGAAGAUUGUGGCAACAAGAAAGCUUAG
Messenger RNA from Vicia villosa (hairy vetch), 1074 nucleotides. RefSeq lists its product as uncharacterized. The transcript is spliced from 3 exons. Bases 1 to 1074 code for a protein of 357 amino acids. Lineage: Eukaryota; Viridiplantae; Streptophyta; Magnoliopsida; Fabales; Fabaceae. The record is from RefSeq and is a predicted model, not a curated record.